AUGACGACUUCUGACCUGAGAGAGGAGCUGGACUGUUCCAUCUGCCUGGACCUUUAUAAGGACCCCGUAUCGCUGAAAUGUGGACACAACUUCUGCUGGGACUGUAUUGUGACUGUGCUGGAUACACAGGAGGGGUCUAGCCAUUACUCCUGCCCGGAGUGCAGAAAGGAGUAUACAAAGCGUCCUCUACUGGAGAAGAACAGGAAGUUGUGUAACAUUGUGGAACGUUUCAGAUCUGCUCACCGGGAGGAAACAGAGGUCUCGUGUACGUAUUGUGAUCCUCCUGUACCAGCUACUAAAUCGUGUCUGCACUGCGAGGCCUCAUGUUGCAAAAAACACUUAAGCAACCACAGCAAGUCAGCGGAUCACAUUCUAAUUGAACCCACCACAUCAUUCAAAGACAGGAAAUGCUCCACACAUAAAGAGAUCCUGAAAUAUUACUGCACAGAGGAUAGAGCUUGUAUCUGUAUGUCCUGCUGGGUGGCUGGAGACCACAAAGGACACCAGGUGGAGCUUCUGAACGAGGCCUCUGAGAAGAAGAAAGAGAAGCUGAAAGAUGUUACUGAGAAACUGAACUCCGAGAGACAGAAGACUGAGAAGAGAAUCCAAAAUCUGGAAAAUCACAGGACACAAGAGAAGGGAAAAGCCGCUGAUGUCAUCGGGAGAGUCACUGAGCUGUUUAGAGACAUCAGGAAACAGCUGGAUGGUGUAGAGAAGAGAAUCCUGACCGAGGCCUCCAGACAGGAGGAGCAGAUCCUACUGAAAGUCUCAGAUCUCAUUCGGCAGCUGGAGACACAGAAGGACGAGCUGACCAGGAAGGGGAAUGAAGUUGAGGACUUACAUAAGAUCACAGAUCCAUUAACUGUGCUAAAGAAAGAAAUGAUCAGUGAUGACAUCAUUCCUGGGAGUGGUGACACCAACAGUGAUGUAAGAGAUGCCGGAUGUCUGGAUGAAGGAAUGAUCUCACAGAUGCUCCACAGAGGACUUCUCCAUUUUACUGACAGUCUGAUAGAUCUGAAGAUCAAGAGACAGUUCCCAGUGAUGGAGAAAUCAGACAUCUCACUGGAUAUAAACACAGCCAAUUAUUAUAUUAUUGUUUCACAGAAUCUCAAAUCAGCUACUUACACUGAUAAACCAGAGACCAGACCAGAUGUUCCAGAGAGGUUUAUAUGCAGACAGGUAAUAAAUACACGCAGCUUCUCAUCAGGGAGACAUUAUUGGGAGGUGGAUGUGAGUGGAGCAGAGGAAUGGCUGAUCGGGGUGGCCAGUCAAAGCAUUGAAAGGAAGAUAGAUGGAAGUGAAUCUUACAUAGGUUAUAAUGUCAAAUCAUGGGGUCUGACCCAAAGAGGAAAACUUUAUGCCAAGCACAAGAACUCUACUAUAUAUUUAGGCUCGAUCUCUUCUUUAAAGACUGUCGGGAUCUAUCUGGAUUAUGAUGCAGGACGUCUGUCCUUCUACCAGCAGUGUGACCCAAUCAGACACCUCCACACCUUCACCGCCACCUUCACUGAGCCUCUCUAUGCCGCUUUCUAUGUGUUUAAAGAUUCCACCAUAAGAAUCAUAUAA
This is a messenger RNA of Nanorana parkeri, 1566 nucleotides long. Its product is annotated as E3 ubiquitin-protein ligase TRIM39-like. Gene Ontology annotation, molecular function: protein binding; zinc ion binding. Bases 1 to 1566 code for a protein of 521 amino acids. NCBI's taxonomy places the organism in Eukaryota, Metazoa, Chordata, Amphibia, Anura, Dicroglossidae. The record is from RefSeq and is a predicted model, not a curated record. The transcript has a single exon.